AUCCUCGCAUACAAAAAGAUAGCUAAAGAAAAAGAAGAGAAAGAAAAAAAAGAAAGAGAAACCCAUUAGUACCUCUCUUGUUUCUUUCCUGUCUUUGCUUUGCUUUCCAUGUAAUCCCUCUUUGGGCUUAGCCUACUUUCCCACCUCUUCUUUGUCUCUUCAACAAAUUCGCUUCUCAGGCUUACACUGUCCUUUUGCAUAUGUAUUGUUCAAUUGCAGUGCAUUAUAAUUUUGCUCUUUAGGUUCUUGCUAUAUGCUUAAUCAUGCCAUCCUGUUUGCAGUAUUCAUAAGGUACUCCUUUUGAUCUUUAUUAUUUCUCUAGUGUCUAAAGGGCUAUUCCUACAUAGGAAGAAGAGAGAUUAUGUCGGAAGUGAUAGUAAGUUAAAUUGUUUUAAGAGUUUUUAUCGACUUGCUAUGGGGUCUGCUGGUAAUACAAAAACCUGGGUGCCGUACAUGACCACCAAAGACUGUUCUCAAGGUUUUUGUAGCUUGUAUUGUCCACAAUGGUGCUACAUCAUUUACCCUCCACCACCUCCAAUAGAAUUCGCGGUUAAUCCUACAGGCCCGAAUUUCUCCCCUCUUGUGAUUGCGAUCAUUGGUAUUCUGGCCAGUGCUUUUCUUCUAGUAAGUUACUACACAAUAAUAUCUAAAUAUUGUGGGAACUCGGACUCCUCUAGUAGAAGAGAGAAUCAUGAAACUGAUGAAGUAAUGGAACACAAUCACAACCCAUAUAUGCAUGAGCCAUGGCAGAAUUCAACUGCCGGACUGGACGAGGCUUUGAUCAAGUCCAUUGCGAUUUUCAAAUACAGAAAGGGCGAUGGCUUGAUGGAAGGAACGGAUUGUUCAGUCUGCCUCAACGAGUUCCAAGAAGACGAGAGUUUGAGGCUGUUGCCUAAAUGUAGUCAUGCAUUCCAUGUCCACUGCAUUGAUACCUGGCUUAGGUCUCACUCAAAUUGCCCUUUGUGUCGUGCUAAUAUAAUCUUUAUUACUGCUUCACCAACACCUCCAUUGCCACCUCCAGUACUGACAGAAACUCCUUCAGUCAAUGAAUCCUUGCAGGAUAGGCAACCAUCCAGAAAUGAAAAUCCAGCUGAUGAAAGACUUUCAGAAAGGGUUUUCAUUCCAAAGAUUCCAUGUCGUACUUUGAGUGAUCUAGGGAACAUGCAAGGAGGAGAUGCGGUGAUUCAUAUCAGAGAAGAAGGUUAUCAACCAAUGAGAAGAUCAGUGUCGAUGGAUCAUUUCUGUCAACCCCAACUUUCAGUUGCAGACAUUUUGCAUAGGAAUCAAGAGGGAGAUCACAGCAGAGGUGAAGGGUACCAUUUCUCAUUAGGUAUGGCUGGAUCAUCAAAACAAUCAGCAGAAGGCAGUAAGGUUAGCAAUAGAAUGAGUGUGUUGCACCUUGUAAUCAACCCUGCUGCAAUGAAGAGAUCCUUUUCCAGUGGUAGAUUCUUUCUUACUAGGCAAGGAAGAGUAAGAGAUCCAUCUAUUCCUCUUUAAAAAUAUAUAUGCAUAUAUUCCUCGUUGUAUAAUCAUGAUUCAUGAAAAUGAUAAGAGAGAUUGUGUGACUGUCUAAUAGCUAGCUAUAUCCGUAAUUGGUAAAGAUGGUCCAAGUGAGACAACUUGUGAAAGCCAAAAAUUAUUUCAAUGUUUUAGAACUUCCCCAUUUCUUUUGUUAGUA
Messenger RNA from Gossypium raimondii (Peruvian cotton), 1678 nucleotides. Its product is annotated as E3 ubiquitin-protein ligase Os04g0590900. Gene Ontology annotation, molecular function: transferase activity. NCBI's taxonomy places the organism in Eukaryota, Viridiplantae, Streptophyta, Magnoliopsida, Malvales, Malvaceae. The record is from RefSeq and is a predicted model, not a curated record. The coding region runs from base 415 to 1497 and encodes 360 amino acids. The transcript has a single exon. Gene Ontology annotation, biological process: protein ubiquitination.